Molecule: messenger RNA, 960 nt
Organism: Paramisgurnus dabryanus
Lineage: Eukaryota; Metazoa; Chordata; Actinopteri; Cypriniformes; Cobitidae
Source: RefSeq, a predicted model, not a curated record
UGUACAUUAUGAUCUGCUAGUCUGUAUAUGAGCCCGAUAGAUUCUCAUCUACUUCACAAACUUAAUUUUAACAUCAACUCUUCUAUAGUCAUGUGCAUCUUUAUUUUCUACUGUCUUUUCUUUUUGAUUGUGAAAGAUGUGUUUGGGAAUAAAGUGUCAGUGAUGGAGGGUGAUUCUGUUACUCUACACACUGAUAUUGUCAGACAGAAAGAUGAUCGGAUUGUGUGGUAUUAUGGACCUGAAAACACUUUUGUUGCAAGAAUCAGUAAAAUGUCUGGAAGCAUCUUGUUAUCUGAAGAUGAGAGAUUCAGAGACAGAGUGAUGGUCAAUGAUCAGACUGGAGAUCUCAUCAUCACAAACAUCAGAACGCAACACUCUGGAGAUUAUACACUUAAGAUAAGCAGAAACAAUAAAGUCUCAUACAAGAAAUUCAAUGUUACUGUACAUGCUCAUCAACCUGUUCUGACGAAUCCCAUCAGAGUCCAAAAUAAUUCUCCUGUCCAGCGAGUCUUUGUAAUUUCAGUUGUAUAUUUAAUGUUUUCUGUGAUCUGUAUCAUCAUUUGUGUCCACAUGUACUGUACAACAGUAAGAAAGCGCAUUUCUUCACAACCAUUGAAUGCUAAAAUGAUUCUGAUGGAUUAAGAAAAGCACAUAAUUUAAAAUUCAGCAGUAUUUUUAAGGUUCCUAAAAACAUCAAGCUUCAGCAACAUGGACCUUUUUGAGUAUUCUGUUUCAUCUGUUUUUUAUGUCACGCAGUGUCAGGCAAGCUGUGUAUGUGCAAUUUACAGUCACACAUGCAUCAGUCUUUCUUGUUCAACAUUGGUAAUUGAUUAAAUAAUGUUUAGAUGGCUGCCUUGCAUAUUUCUAAAAAAUACUUGAAUUAGUCCCCAGAAAUCUGUAUACAUAUAACUGGUGAUAUUUACAACUAAUUAAGAUUUGUUAUUUAAAAAUAUCAGUGAA